AUGGACCCCUUCACUCCAGACGACGCUGGGCCACUCCCCGCCUACGACCUCGCCGCCCUCUUUGGCCUACAGGGCCCGCUGCGCCUCGUCCCCCAGGGCGUCGCUCCCAAGGCCCACAUCCUCCUCAGGCGCGAAUCCCCCCGCGACGACGACGACGCCUCCUCCCCUUACAUCGCCCGCUUCUCCUUUGUCGCCAACAAGCGCUUCCAGGCGUCCAAGGGCCAGACGCUGCUCCUUUCCAUCCUCGACCCCGCCGCCACCGACGCCCGCGACGCCGCCCUCCUCUGCGCCGACAACACCGUCCUGCUCGAAGCCGACCUCCCACCCGACCCGCACCCCGACAUGCGCGCAGAGGAGGGCGACGACCGCGCCCACCGCGGGCUCGAGUGCAUCGAGGCGCUGCCCCCAAAGAUGCGCAAGAGCCUCAUGGGCAAGAGGCGAGCCGCCCCAUUUGCUGGGCUUUCAUGGCCGCACGCGCACGCCUUCCCCCACGCCGACCUCCGCCGCGGCCUCUCCCUCGUCGACCGCUCGCCCCUCCAGCUCCCAUCCCCCGUCUCCGCCGACUACGCCCAGGAGCAUGAGGAGGAGCCACCGCAUUUAGACGCCCUCGCCCAGCGCGACGGCGAUGAGUCGGACAACGUGAGUCUCGCUCCCACUGCCACUCCCAGGGCCGAGCCCCCGCCCCCACCUAAACAUGAGCGAUACGCUGACGUUGACGCUGUCCUGCAGUACUCGAGGUCCCGCAGCCUCUCGCCCAUGGAGCUCAGCACGCCGAGCGGCUCGUCCAGGAACUCCCCAGCGCCGGCGCCUUUGUCCCGUAGCACACCGCUCGAGCAGGCGCGCGCCGCCCCCGUCCCCGACCGCUCCCGCGAAGGAGGAGAAAGUGGAGACGAGCCGUUAGCGCGGGCGCUUGGUGCGCACGUGCCCAUGGACGUCGACGUGGACUGCGAGCGGCAGCGGGAGACGCCCUCAUCACAGGCGGCUGAUGGCGCCAGGGUAGAAGUACGAGGCGAGGGCGAGGCGCAGCAACCGCCGCCUUCCCCUUCCCCUCUCCCUUUGUCCUUGUCCUCCCACCCGUCGCCGUCGACGUUGCAAGUGCAACCAUCGGACGACGUGAACGUGAUCUGCGUUUCCGUCGCCCCUCCCGGCUGGGCUGAGAGGGUGCUGAUAAUUGUCUUUGUUACGACAGCGGGCGAUGCUACUGCUACUGCUACUACUGCUACUACCAGUCCUGCCAGCCUUACAUUCAAUGCAGAGGAACCUGCCAGCGAGCCUCGGAAGGAGGGGACUGCAGUACAAGCGGAGAAGCUACCCCAGCAGCACCAACACCAACACCAACAGAACCACCCGACUACAAGUACAGGUACAGGUACGGGCUCAAGUACGGGCACGGGCACAGGCGCGCAAAACGCGGUAGCCUCAAGCAGCAAGGUGUCAUUAUCAGCAUUGGCGACUCCCAUCAUCAACGACGAAGUACAUGAAGUAAAGAAAGCGGCUCCUGCCAGUACCAGUACCAGUGCGAAAGCCUCGCGCGUUGCGCCCGUGGCCGUCCCGAGCAUGCCGCGCGCCAUGUCCAUGUCCUUGGGCGUGGGCAUGGGGUUGACGCAGCGGGCACAGGAGAAGAUGCCGAUGCCUGCCCUGCCUUCCUCGUCCCUUCCUUCUCUAGCGUCAUCAUCAUCACUGCAUUCGUCGUCGUCACUACCAUCUCUUACACCCUCUUCCUCGCUCUCUUCCUCGCAUUCCAGUUCCACACCCGCCAACGCGCCGUUCAAACUCUCUUCUUCCUCCUCUUCUUCCUCCUUAUCAUCCUCAUCCUCUGGACUUUCGUUAUCGAUAUCAGCAAAUACCGCGCUCGCACUUGCCCAACCCCUCUCCCUUACCCAACCCUUACCCCCUUCCAUACCCACAUCCACAUCUACAUCCAUACGGUCCUCCUCGCCGCCCCCAGACCCAAAGGCCCUCGCACGAGCGUACAUCCCAGCCGGGUCCGCGUCCAACCCGCUUGGUAUCAGACCCUCCGCGUCAGGAAGAGCAAGGGUGAAGGCGCUCCCGACGGGGCCGAGGUCGUUGGCUGGUGCUGGUGCUGGCGUGGGUGGGAGUGGGGUGGCUGGUACCGCCGGCGCGGGUGGAGUGGGAGGAGCGAGUGAAUUAGGCAAGAGUGAAUUAGGCAAUGGGGCAAGCGGGGCUGGAGCAAGCACGAAGAAGCCGGUGGUGGUUGGCGCGAAGUGGUCUGCUGUUAGGAGUGUUAGUGCGGGCGCGGGUGCGGGUAACAGUAGCAACAACAAUAACGGCGGCGGGCAUGCGCAUGCGAGUACGAGUAUGAGCGCGUCGCCGGCGCCAGUGACAACAUCAACAUCAGCAUUAACAACGAGCACUUCUUCAUCCUCAACCACCCUCCCCUCACAACCCUCCCAACCCACAAUCCAAGACACGAUCCCGACCCCGCUCUCGCCCGUGCUGGCACAACCACCAACGAAGGCGGCGGACCUAUCGCAGAUGCUGAGGUACGCGAGCGCGUCGCCUGAGCCUGAGCCGGAGGUACCAGAGCGGAAGCAGGAGGUGGACGUAUCAGAGCGGAAGCAGGGGCAGGAGGGGCUAGAGUCCAUGGAGGUGGACGAGCCGAUGUCGAUGUCGCCCCCUUCGUCGCCCCCGCCACCCGUUAGGGAGGGGUUGGAGAGGCUGCGGACGCCCCCACCGCCUCCGCCAGGUGCGCGUUCGUUACCGGGUGAGAGUGAGAUGCAGUCGACGCAGACGCAGACGAACGUGCCGCAGACGCCUACGAAAGUCAACGGAGCUGCGAGUGGGAUGGCGAACGGGGUAGGAAAUGCAACAGCAACAGCAACCCCACCCCCUCCUCCGCCUCCGGUCGAGACGCCCCCGCCCCGACCUCCGAGCAAGACCGCGCUGGUGAAUAAGUGGAAGAGGAUCGACGGGGGGGUCGGGGUUGGUGUUGGCGUCGGUGGGGUCAACGUUGGAGCGGGUAGUGGGAAGGCAAGCGGUGAAUCUGGGAGUGGAACUGGGAAGGGCGAUGGCAAGACAGGUGCAACCAAGGAGACGUCUACGGUUCAGCCGGCUGACAAGGGUCCUUUGCCCGCCAACGCCAACGUUAACACUUCGACGACAACAUCCGGCAAGACGCCCAACAACAAGACAGCUGCAGCUGCGCCCAAGGCGACGCAAACGCACUCCCCUGGGGCGACGACCAUCGCGUCGAUGGCCUCGCUCGCGGCGGGCGUUACGUCCGCGUCGCUCGCUGCGUCUUUGAAGCGGCCCUUUGAGCCCUUGGCGUCGGUAGGUGGUAGUAAGAUGAGUGGUGGUGGUGGUAAUAAGAGUGGAGCGGCGGGCCAGGAGCCGCCGAACAAGAAAGCGAAAGCGAACGGAGGGGCGGGUGCGCCUGGGUUGGCGACGAGCGUGAGCGGGUCGAGUGUGGGUAGUUUGGGGAGUGCGGGGAGUGCGGGGUCGAGGUUACCCCAACCGCUCACCCACCCCCUGCCCGCCAAACCGCUGGCGAGGGUCAUGGCCCCCGCCGCCUUCUCCGUAUCUUUGCCCUUGCUCAAGGGGUCCUCCUAUCGCCCUCCGCCGCUGAAACGCGAACGGAGUAGGAGCAGGAGCAGGAGUAGGAGUCUCAGCAGCUUGAGUAGCAGCUUGAGCCGGAGUCGGAGCCGGACGAGGAGCCUGAGUCGGAGUAGUCGCAGCAGUAGGAGUCGGACGAGGAGUCGGACGAGAAGUCGCGAGAGGGAGAGGGAGACGGCGAGAGGAAGGGGGCGCGGAAGGGAGAGGGAGAGGGGACGGGCGGCGAAGACGACUCGUGAACGCGAACGAGAGAGGGAGCGGGAACGAGAGAGGGAGAGAGACGCAAAGAAGCGGGAUACCAAGAGAGAGAGGGACGCGAGGGAGAGCACGAACUGGCCCGCUACUGAGCCGGACGCGCGCGAGCAGCUCGAGGGCGCACGCGGUGCGGACGUGGGCGUGCAGCGGAUCGUGUUCAGUCCGAGUGGGGAGAUGGUCGCGUUGGUUUGCGCAGACCGCACUCUCCGGAUCUGGUCUAACCCGCCCAACACCAACACCACCGACGCGCACGCUACGCCGGCGCCAGCGGAGGUCGCGCGGCUCGCGCACAACGUGGGCCUCGUCGGCGCGUGCUGGCUCGAGAACGACGCGGGCGUGAUGACGCUUGGCGCGGAUGGGGUGGUGGCGACGUCGGUAAGGAGUGGGAAUGAAUGGAAGUACGCCAAAGUGCUCGUCGUACCAGGCGCAGCGUCCUCUGAAGGGCCGCUCUGCCUUGCGUACGCCCCCGGAACUGGGACUAGCGUUGGACAGAAAUCCUCCGGUUCAGCUUCAGGCUCAGCCCUCCAGCCCCGCAUAGCGGUGUCCACCCUCGCCGGUGUGCACCUCUGGCUCCUGAUCUCGGGCAAGUGGGCUGCUCAGCGGGAGAUCGUGCGGGCCGGGGUUACAGCUAUAAGGUUUGUCCAAGAGGGCGCGGGGCUCGUGGGCGGGUGCAAGGACGGGGUGCUGUGGUACUGCGAAGUCCCGAAUGGGACGCUGAGGGUGCAUACGUUCUUGCCUUUGAAGAGGGCGAUCACCUCGAUUGACGUCCACCCGAACAAGACGCAGCUGCUCAUCGGGCAGGAAGGGGGCGUCGCCUCGCUCGUCCUGUUCAAGCCCUCCUCUGCCUCUACCACCUCUACCGCCACCGCCUCCUCCUCCGUGGCCACAAAUGGUGACAGCAAGUCGGCGGUGGAGCGCCAGUACACGUCGGAGAAGGUGCAGGUGAUGGCGCGGGACGGGCGCGGGCAGCAGUUCCCUGCGAUGUUCGCGACGGACGGCGCUGGGGUGGUGUUUGGGACGAUUAAUGGGUGCGCGCUGGUGUGGGAUCGGAGGAAGGGGUGUAUCGUGUAUGGGCUGAAGCAUCCGGAUGGUGAUGUGGUGCAAGCGAUCGCGUCGUUCGACGGGCGUGCUGGUGUGAAUGGGCUCAUGCUGAGCGGGACGAAGCAGGGCCGGUUGUUCUGGUGGCCGCGACCCAAGGCUGCGCCGUCGGGGCAGAACAGGAGUGAGAGUAGCAGUGCUGGCCCGGAGGAUGGUGUGCACCGGAAGAGACAGAAGCUGCAAUAA
Messenger RNA from Cyclocybe aegerita, 5112 nucleotides. The record is from the annotation of a GenBank genome assembly. NCBI's taxonomy places the organism in Eukaryota, Fungi, Basidiomycota, Agaricomycetes, Agaricales, Hemipholiotaceae.